Messenger RNA from Suillus subalutaceus, 1790 nucleotides. RefSeq names its product iron reductase. Gene Ontology annotation, molecular function: ferric-chelate reductase activity. The record is from RefSeq and is a predicted model, not a curated record. NCBI's taxonomy places the organism in Eukaryota, Fungi, Basidiomycota, Agaricomycetes, Boletales, Suillaceae. Gene Ontology annotation, cellular component: plasma membrane. The coding region runs from base 109 to 1743 and encodes 544 amino acids. The transcript has 12 exons. Gene Ontology annotation, biological process: intracellular iron ion homeostasis; copper ion import; iron ion transport.
CUGUGAUGGUCAGCUACGACAUCCCAUGAGAGUUUCCGUGGUCCGUGCUCAUUUUUUUGAUCAAGGUUAUCGACUCUCCUCAGAGUCCUCCGCUAGCUCUGUGACAGUAUGGCUGCUCCAGUCGUUCCAAGUAGCUUCCAAAUUUACAACUCAUACGUCGAAGAUCCCAAAUGGCAAAUGAAAUUCACCAUAAUCUGGUGCACUGGCGUGGCGCUAGCUGUGGCCGUCUCUGUUCCGAGUUUGAUUCUUGGGCUGAGGCAUGGGCGUUCCCUUAAGGGCAUCGCUGGAAUCUCAGAGACCAAUGGAUAUCAGUCCGCCCAUUCCGAUGGCAAGGAGCCGCCGCCUACCCAUCGAAGGGGCCGCAAAUUGAUUGGAGCUUGGAAUGCUCUUAUCUCACCGACGUACUGGUCUCCUCCGAAGCUCGGGCUCAAUAUUGGACAAAUCGUGGUCAUAUCGGCAUAUCUCGCAGCUGAUGUGCCUCUUAUUUCGAAUCCGAACAGAGCUGGAUUUCUCGCUCUCGCACAGUUCCCUGUUGUCUUUUUGUUCGCAACAAAAAAUUCAAUUUUGUCCUUACUUUUAGGACCAGGGAAUGGAUAUGAGAAAACUCAACUUAUGCAUAGGAUGGCUGGAAGAGCUAUGUUCCUUGCCGGAUGCAUUCAUGGGUCCCUAUGGAUUAGCAACCACCUAGAGUAUGGACUUCCAAUUCUUGGUCCGCAGAAAGAGACUUCUGGAGUUGCUUCGUUGGCGCUCCUCUGCAUCAUUGUCCUUACAUCAUUGAGGCCAGUCAGGAGACUGUUUUAUGAGUCUAACAUCUGUUGCAGCGUUUUGACAUACGUGGCAUUCUUUGUCACCAUAUGCUACCAUACGUUAUAUGCAUCGCCGUGGAUAUUCCCUCCCCUUGCAUUGUAUGACGCCACACUUACUGCGCAGGACGCUCACAUGACUCUGAUCCGCGUUCAUAAUUGCGACGAUGGUUGGCUUGCUGGCCAGCAUGUCAGACUACGCGUUUUCUUCUCCAACAGGGUGUUUGAAUCCCAUGCCCUCACUGUUCUCUCGGCUCCCCACCUUCCCAUUCACUGGACGCGGGCACUGAAUAAUUAUACCCGAAAGGAACAAGAACGUUUACAAAUCGAUAAGUCCGAGAGCGACUCGGCUGCUUUCGUGCAAGUCAUGCUGGAUGGUCCCUAUGGAGGAUCCAGUGUCGAUCUGGGUCUUUACGAAAGCGUGUUGCUUAUAGCCGGCGGGUCUGGCGUCACAUUCACUCUUGGUCUGCUAGACGAUAUCGUCGGUAGGUGUGUCAAACUAGGCCGCAGUCAAGGGGAACGAACAAGGAGAAUCGAAUUCACUUGGUGCAUUAGAUCUUUCGGUCAGAUAGAAUGGUUUGCUCCGAUGCUGAUAGAUAUUGCUACGGCAGCGUCGAAUAGCACCAUUGACCUGCACAUUUCGAUUUUCGUAACGUGCCUUUGCGAUCCAGAAGCGGUACCUCAUAUCCCCAACUCCAUCGUCACAGAUCUUCUCAAGGACUUCAUCAGUCUUUCGCCAUCAUCUGAAAUGGAAGAUUCAGACGAAAUCCGAUUUGAUGAAAGCCAGAAAUUGCACGAGUCGGGUGGGGGAGUCGCGGUCUGCGCUAGUGGCCCAGAGAGCUUGACCAGAGAAGCCCAGAAUGCAGUUGCGAGAUUUGGUUUGACAAUGAGUAUGGAUGUGGGUGGGAUUGCUCUACAUACAGAGCUGUUUACUUUGUAACGCCAAGGUAGAUAUUAUCUUGGUUACUUAUUAUCAGUGAUUUUCCA